Messenger RNA from Penicillium oxalicum, 333 nucleotides. RefSeq lists its product as uncharacterized. The transcript has a single exon. Lineage: Eukaryota; Fungi; Ascomycota; Eurotiomycetes; Eurotiales; Aspergillaceae. The record is from RefSeq and is a predicted model, not a curated record. The coding region runs from base 1 to 333 and encodes 110 amino acids.
AUGCCUGCGGAGGACAACGGUGUUGACAUGGAUUCUCGAAGGGUGGCAGUGACGACUCGGGUGAUAGUUGCUCAGGAUCAGCGACAUCGGCAUCCCUGGAAUUCAUUAUUUGCAGCUCGGCGUGCUCGAACGGCCAUUGAUGGUUCUGGCGGACUGGAGUGGAUCAACAAUCAUGUGCAUGGUCUGGUCCAUCUCUUGCGCACUUUGCAGCGUCGUCUUGCUCCAACGGGCGAAAAGAAGAUUUACCUCCUGAAAGGCCCGCAAUGGGUGAGAGGUGUGCGAAAGACGAAGGACAGUUCAAGUUCGACAGGUUGCGUGUAUCAUGUCCUGUAG